Molecule: messenger RNA, 1533 nt
Organism: Oncorhynchus masou masou (cherry salmon)
Lineage: Eukaryota; Metazoa; Chordata; Actinopteri; Salmoniformes; Salmonidae
Exons: 9
Coding region: 72-1145 (357 amino acids)
Biological process (GO): defense response; chemotaxis; immune response
Cellular component (GO): extracellular region
Molecular function (GO): chemokine activity
Source: RefSeq, a predicted model, not a curated record
AGAAGAUCACUCACUAUAAGGAUCGAGACAAGCAACAGUUAUCCAUUAAGCUGUUGUCAGAGAGACUGUGGAUGAUGGGUUGUCUUGUGGUCACCGGGGUUCUACUUGUGAUUCUACUGUUCCAUCCUCCAGCAGCUCAGAUGGAGAGCCCAGAUACAGAUGGUGAGGCCGUGAUAAUCGAAGAGUUUUGUCUGAAAAUCUCUGAUGAUUCGCACUGUACAACCGCUGAACCAGAGCCCAGACAAACGGUUACCAACAAGGAGUCAGCUGAGAGCACACAACUGGCAAGGUCUUCUCCGUCGAAUGACAAGGAAGGCUUCCCACCAGACAGUGGUGAACUGGGGCCGGUAGAGAGGGGUGUCGCUGCAAGACAAGAUAUAAACUCCACUCGUCAACCGGCUGUCAAUUCUUCAUCACUUGUGGCAAACUUCAUGGGCAUCCCGCCAGGCCAUAGGGAACUGGGGCCGAUAGAGAGGGAAGGGUGUCGCUGCAAGACGUGGCAGGAACACACAACUGACCGGUCCCUUGUCAGGAGCAUAGACUUCAGAUUCCCUGCAACGGACGUGUGUAACUCCACAGAGAUCAUUGAGACACUGGUCGAUGGUAGGAAGGUUUGUGUGAAUACCUCUCUCACAAGACACCUUGCACCACUGUUUGGGCCUUCAACUGACCCAGACUGGGAAGGGACCACAACCCCCAGCCCAAACACCUCUGCAGUAUCCUCGUCCCCAACCACACAGACAGCGGAACAAAUGAGCAUGACACCACCAAGGGAAUUAAGGGACUUUUCUCUGGACUUUUUCUUUGGAAUUAGUGAAGAGAGACAAGUACCCCCAGCACCCCCAGCACUCCCGGCACCCCUGGAAGACCCAGCACCCCCGGGACCCUCAGGACCCAAUGGGUCCAAAGGUCGCUUUGAACAACAGAGGCCUGUUCUGCAGAGAUGCAUGUGCAUCGAAAAGGAGGCCAGAAGGAUAGGAAGGCUCAUCUCUAAAAUACAGUUGAAUCCACCCUCUUCAAGCUGCAACGUUGUGGAGAUUAUUGCAACUCUGAAGAUGUCAGGUCAAGAGGUUUGCUUGGAUGUCACCUCACACUGGGUACGCAAAAUCCUGGAGAAAUUAAAAGUACAACCAGACUCCCCUUGAAGGAGUUAACCUCAUUUCAACACAUCCUCCUGAAUGACGCCAGGCUGAUAAUAAAGUUAUAUUUCAUGAAAGAUGUGUGCUCAGCACAGUAUUGCUUUGGCGCAACAGUUGUUAGUAAGUAGAUGUUGCUGAUUAUCAAAGUGCUACAUGUGUCAGCAGUUUGACACCUAUUUUUUGAUAAAGAUGUUUGAUAAGUGACUAAUUCUUUCCACCCUGGCCUGUACUUGAUUUUACAGGAAAUUGAAAUGUUUUUUUUGGCAUCUGAUUUCUGCUAUCUGGACAACUAAACCACUGAGAGAAAGGGAAAUUUGCUAAUGUAAUUUGAAUUUCAAAUUGUAAUGACAACUUAAACUAGUUCCAAAUAAACCGCUCACCAACCUUGAGUAUG